This is a messenger RNA of Saccharomyces paradoxus, 348 nucleotides long. RefSeq names its product mitochondrial 37S ribosomal protein uS14m (gene MRP2). Gene Ontology annotation, biological process: translation. Gene Ontology annotation, cellular component: mitochondrial small ribosomal subunit; ribosome. Lineage: Eukaryota; Fungi; Ascomycota; Saccharomycetes; Saccharomycetales; Saccharomycetaceae. The record is from RefSeq and is a predicted model, not a curated record. The transcript has a single exon. The coding region runs from base 1 to 348 and encodes 115 amino acids. Gene Ontology annotation, molecular function: structural constituent of ribosome.
AUGGGUAAUUUCAGAUUUCCCAUAAAGACUAAGCUACCACCUGGGUUCAUCAACGCUCGUAUACUUAGGGACAACUUCAAAAGACAACAAUUUAAAGAGAAUGAAGUCCUUGUUAAAUCCUUGAAAUUCAUCGCUAGAAAUUUGAACCUUCCAACAAAAUUGAGGCUGGAGGCUCAGUUGAAGCUAAAUACAUUGCCAAAUUACAUGAGAUCUACGCAGAUCAAGAACAGGUGCGUGGACUCUGGUCACGCAAGGUUUGUCCUAAGUGAUUUUAGGUUGUGCAGGUAUCAGUUUAGAGAAAAUGCUUUGAAUGGUAAUUUGCCAGGUGUUAAGAAGGGUAUUUGGUGA